This is a messenger RNA of Papilio polytes (common Mormon), 2263 nucleotides long. RefSeq names its product matrix metalloproteinase-16 (gene Mmp1). The record is from RefSeq and is a predicted model, not a curated record. The transcript is spliced from 12 exons. Gene Ontology annotation, cellular component: extracellular matrix. Gene Ontology annotation, molecular function: metalloendopeptidase activity; zinc ion binding. The coding region runs from base 323 to 1684 and encodes 453 amino acids. Gene Ontology annotation, biological process: proteolysis; collagen catabolic process; extracellular matrix organization. NCBI's taxonomy places the organism in Eukaryota, Metazoa, Arthropoda, Insecta, Lepidoptera, Papilionidae.
GUGAACAUCGCGGGACUUUCGGUGCCUUACUUAGUGCUUUGUGUUUCCGAUCCCAAAUUUUUUAUACAAUUUGUUAUUAGAUUUUUUUAGCGUGAUCGCACUAGUGGAAUUAUAGACUUUAAUGAUUCGAUUAGUAAGGAUUGCGUUGACUCCAAAGGACUAUUUUACGAUCAAACAAAAAGCAAAUCAAAUCGCAACAAAACAUAUCAACGAUAGCAAUAAAUGAAUAAUUAUUUUAUUGAAUAAUUAUAAUUUUUAAGACUAAUGAAAAUCCGUUCAUAUUAAAAUUAGAUAAAUUUAAACGAAUUAAAAGUACAAAUAAAUGAGCUUAAUAAGUACAAGAGAGAGCAAUACAAGAAGCAAUAUGGCGCUGGUUAGUUUAAGAAGCAGUUUAAGGAUACUGUGGACGAUAGCGGCGGCGUUCGUCUUCCUCUCCAGGAGUAGUGCAGCCCCGACCUUCGGAGACACUGACAAAGCCAUGAUGUAUUUAGCGCAGUACGGUUACUUGAGUCCAUCAGUCCGGAACCCGUCCAGCGGUCACAUUAUGGACGAGAGCUCGUGGCGACGCGCCAUCGCGGAGUUCCAAAGCUUCGCCGGACUCAAUGCAACAGGUGAACUGGACGAUGAGACAGCAAAAGUAAUGUCAUUGCCGAGAUGCGGUGUCAGAGACAAAGUUGGAUUUGGCGAGAGUCGAGCGAAGAGAUACGCAUUGCAAGGUUCGAGAUGGCGUGUAAAGAACUUAACCUACAAAAUCUCGAAGUACCCAUCCCGACUGAACCAGGGUGAAGUUGACGCCGAGCUGGCCAAAGCAUUCUCCGUGUGGUCCGACUAUACCGACCUAACAUUCACACAGAAACGUUCCGGUCAGGUGCACAUUGAAAUUAGAUUCGAAAAGGGAGAGCACGGAGACGGUGACCCAUUCGACGGACCUGGUGGUACUUUGGCCCAUGCUUAUUUCCCCGUUUACGGAGGCGAUGCUCACUUCGACGAUGCAGAGGUGUGGUCAAUUAACUCGAGACGAGGAACCAAUCUCUUCCAAGUGGCAGCGCACGAGUUCGGUCACUCUUUGGUCUCGCGCGCCUGGCCCGGUCUGCCUGCCAACAUCGACGCCGCCUUCACCUACAAGAAUGGCAAGACUUACUUCUUCAAGGGCUCUAAGUACUGGCGUUAUAACGGACAGAACAUCGACGGAGACUACCCGAAGGAAAUUAGUGAAGGUUUCACUGGUAUACCAGAUAACAUCGACGCAGCAUUAGUAUGGUCAGGCAAUGGCAAGAUUUACUUCUACAAGGGCGCGAAAUUCUGGCGGUUCGACCCGGCGCAGCGCCCGCCUGUGAAAUCAACCUAUCCCAAGCCUCUGUCUAAUUGGGAAGGCAUCCCGGACAGUAUAGAUGCAGCCUUACAGUACACGAAUGGUUACACGUACUUCUUUAAGGGCGGUUCGUACUGGCGGUUCAACGAUAGGACUUUCAGUGUGGACACAGACAAGCCGGCGUUCCCUCGCUCCACCGGCUACUGGUGGCUGGGGUGCAGCAGCGCGCCGCGCGGGACAGUCGGAGGUAACGCGCGUCUCUCCGACACCAACCGGGCGGCCGCGUACACACAACUACCGGACGAGGAUGACGUCGGCGACAUACUGUUUGACGCAGUUGGCCACAUACAGUCAGACGGAGCUAAACUGUAGUUACUCGUUACCUCGAGCCUCCGUUACCUAAGGAGGGCUAAGGUCCUCCGCCGCGGCGUCACGCACCCGCAUCGUAGGUUCACAUUACAUUUCUUUUGCUACCAUCUUCGUAUAACUAUGAUAUCUAACAUAAAAGAUUUUGGUUUGUUUUUUUAACAUACGCUUUUUACUAUCAUUUUCAUUAUUAUCGUGGGUUUUCACCACAUGGAUGUUUUAUUAGUUUCGUGUGUACUUAGAUAUUUUACGAGUAAGCAUAUCUAUAGAAAUUUCUUUAGAAUACUGCAUGUGAUAUAAUUAUUGAUAUUAAUAAGAAGUAGAUGAGCUUCCUCGUACUGCUUUAAUGAUUUUCUCUCAUGUAUACCGCUGUGUUCCAUUAUAUUUGGAAAUUUUCUUCUGAAAUAAACUAUAUAUUUUAACAUGUUCUUAUACCGUAUAGAGUCUGUAGCACAGCGGUUUAUGUGACUAUAGCAUAAAAUUGAAUGCGUCCAUCAAAGACCAAUUCUCAAACGAAUCUAUUAAACUAAACUGAUCUGAUUUUUUGAGGCGAUAUAAUAUAGAAUUUGUACGCAUUCAUUUUUC